This is a messenger RNA of Venturia canescens, 1137 nucleotides long. RefSeq names its product ER membrane protein complex subunit 10 (gene EMC10). The transcript has 4 exons. NCBI's taxonomy places the organism in Eukaryota, Metazoa, Arthropoda, Insecta, Hymenoptera, Ichneumonidae. Bases 246 to 956 code for a protein of 236 amino acids. The record is from RefSeq and is a predicted model, not a curated record. Gene Ontology annotation, cellular component: EMC complex.
AAAACUCAGUCAAUCAUCAAGCACAUCAAGUCAUAUAGUUCUUCGUCGGUUCAAAGGAAAAUUCGAUAUCAUUUGAGGUGGCCGGAAAGAAUGUCAGCGAAAAGUGAAAAUUAAAACACAAAAAUCCAUACAAUUAUAAUUUAUAAAACGGUAGCAACAAUGACGAGUUGAAAAACGCCUGAAUCUAUGUGAUCUGUCAUAUAGCGUAUUUCAAUAUUGACUAGGGUUAAAAUAAUUUAAAAAAAAUGUAUUUUCCGUACACCGCUUUCCUUACGCUUGCGAUUCUGUGCUUCUCAGCAUCCAAGGGUGAAUUCGAUUAUGAAGGAUGGCUUCAGUUGCGACUGUGGCAUGCCCUCAACGACGAUCCAGUCCCUGUGUGGCAAGAAAGAGGGAAUGUUUCAAUUUUCCAUGUCCGAACUGGUGCUUCAAGUGUCGGACAAAAUGGCCUUAAACCGGAAGAUAUGGCCAGUCUUGAACAACUCUCAUUGACCGAUGCUAAAUACAGACUCAAAAUUACUGCCAGAGGCCCGUCAGGCUUUGAAUCAACUUUUCUUACUUCCGUACCAGCGUGUCAUUUAAUGGGCACCGAAUUGGAAGACAUUCUGACAGUCUGGUUAGACAGUGCUGGUGAGCCUGUCUCGGUGACUCAAGUAUCUCCUGGUCCCUGCAGCCUCGAACGACCGUCGACCACAAUGUGGACAACCAGCGUUCAAGUUAAAUAUCCUGAUGGUGGUCCAGUCCCGGAUACAGCCUCUUAUAUCUUCAAAUUGGAGCGUGAAAAAGAAGCUCGUGAGAGAGGGGAAACUCAGGACAACCGAUCUUUACUCUCGAAAUACUGGAUUUACGUCGUUCUUGGAGUGAUAUUCAUUCUAAUGACAUCAGCAGUGAAUCCAGAAGCUGGUGCGAGUGGCGGCGGUGGUGGAGGCGGGGGUGGCGGGAACGCAGUCCAAAGAUAAAGAUCAUCGUCUCAAAUUUUCUACAAGUGAAUGGUCGCUAGGAGUAUUCGCAACAUCUGAUGAAAAAACAAUUUUCUUUGCUAUUCCAACAUACAUUAAGAUUCGAGAAAUUCACUUUGUCGAUAUUUGUAAAAUAUGAUCUCGUUCAAAAUAAACGCAGCGUGUGUUGAGCGAACAAAAA